Messenger RNA from Erinaceus europaeus (western European hedgehog), 2513 nucleotides. RefSeq names its product gap junction protein alpha 3 (gene GJA3). The transcript is spliced from 2 exons. The record is from RefSeq and is a predicted model, not a curated record. Gene Ontology annotation, cellular component: connexin complex. Gene Ontology annotation, biological process: cell communication. Bases 148 to 1230 code for a protein of 360 amino acids. NCBI's taxonomy places the organism in Eukaryota, Metazoa, Chordata, Mammalia, Eulipotyphla, Erinaceidae.
CCGGGAGCCAGGCGCCGACCCGGCGCCCGGCGCGGGAUGGCGGCCGGGGUGGGGAGGCCGCAGCCAGGCGCGGGGGCUCCCGUGUGAGCCCCGGGGUAAUCGGAGCUGCGGGCGCGCAGGAGCGGGGCAAGCGAGCAAUAGGGAGCGAUGGGCGACUGGAGCUUCUUGGGGCGCCUGCUGGAGAGCGCACAGGAGCACUCGACUGUGGUGGGCAAGGUGUGGCUGACCGUGCUGUUCAUCUUCCGCAUCCUGGUGCUGGGCACGGCGGCCGAGGAGGUGUGGGGCGACGAGCAGGCCGACUUCACGUGCAACACGCAGCAGCCGGGCUGCGAGAACGUGUGCUACGACCAGGCCUUCCCCAUCUCGCACGUGCGCUUCUGGGUGCUGCAGAUCAUCUUCGUGUCCACGCCCACACUCGUCUACCUGGGCCACGUGCUGCACAGUGCGCGCCUGGCUGGCUCGGACCCGGGCCGCGUGCGCAUCGCUGGCGCCCUGCUGCGCACCUACGUCUUCAACAUCAUCUUCAAGACACUGCUGGAGGUGGGCUUCAUCGCCGGCCAGUACCUGCUGUACGGCUUCCGGCUACUCCCGCUCUACCGCUGUAACCGCUGGCCCUGCCCCAACACUGUGGACUGCUUCAUCUCGCGGCCCACUGAGAAAACUGUGUUCAUCAUCUUCAUGCUGGCGGUCGCCUGCCUGUCCCUGCUACUCAACAUGCUGGAGAUCUACCACCUGGGCUGGAAGAAGCUCAAGCAGGGCGUCACCCACCGCAGCGCCAGUCCCCAGGCCCCCCAGGACCACCUCCUGGGGCCCCCCAAGCCUGGAGACGGAACCCCCUGCCCCUCGGCCUCUGGGGGCUCCCUAAGGGGCUCCUCACCGCCAACAGUCACUGAUUUCAAACUGGGAGGCCUGACCAAAGCACCUGCAGGGCCCCCAGGACAGGCUGGCAUCCAGCACCUGCUCAUGGCGCAGCAAAACUGGGCCAACCAGGCAGCCGAAAGACACACUUCCUCCAGGAAGGCCUCCUUGCCUGUGUCCACUCCCACAGCCCUGAGUCCCCCAACCCCUGGCCAGACGCUCCCCCCGGGGGACCCUGAGCCAUUGUUCCUGGGGGACACUGAGCCAGCCGUGGCAGUGGAAAUGUACACACACCCUUUGCUUGUGGCUGAGGCCAGCCAGGCGGGGAAGGUCAGCAGCGGCAGGGUCAGACCCAGCGACCUGGCCAUCUGAACCAGCUGCUCCAGACACUGCUCCCCAAAGGUCAUGAGCAGAGGCGGGGGCCUGAGAGGGAGUCAGAAGACCAGGCAAUGUAGGGAGGAGUGUGGGGGCAGGGGGCAGAGUGUGAGCACCUUUUAUUCCUUAGCUCCUCCAGCAAGAGGUCACAGACCCCCUGCACUCGGUGCUAUCUCUGUUUGUGGCUUUAACUUAGAGUUGAAUUUGGGCUCCCAGCCAGGCAGCCCUAAAAAAAGAUUUCCGAGCAAAGCCCGGGACACCCUGCCUUAGGGCCUCACAAGUGCCUAGCCAGGCCCAGGGGUGGUUGGCCAGGAGCAAGGGACACUGCCCCAGAGGGGGCUAAAUGACAGCUUAGCACGUGGGCCUGAGCUAUUUCUUUUCAAAGGAUCUUUUUGUGCUUUGAUCUGCCUUGUACAGAUGUGCUGGUGUCCACCCCAUCAUACACAUAUACACACACACAUACACACUUUCCAUCUCUCAAGAGAAAUACAAGAAAAACAGUGUUAGCAAAAGCAGAUACUGACCAAAGAACAUAUGGACCCAUCUCAUUACAUGCAAGUUGACCAGUAGAACUUUCUGGAAAAAGAGAUCCUUUAACUUCCUGUGUCAGCCAGUUACUUGAUGAGAUGGACUAUAGUGAAUUUUUUAAAAAGUGGGGUGGAGGGCAUAGGAGAAAUUUCACUGUGUUGCCAAUACUUGAAGUUGUGAAGCUUGAGAAUGCAAGUUUGACUUCUGCUGCCAAAGCAUUUAUUUAUAUGGAUGAGCCAAGGACUUCUUUUUUUUUUUUUUUUUAACCAGACCGAAUAAAAGUCUUCCAGUUUCCUAACCAUUCUGAGCGACUUGUGUGCUUUCUGGGGUGUCAGCAGCAACCUGUGGGUUUGGAAGCUCCGCCUGUCAUUUCACUGGUCCCUGCUGGCAAGGAAGGCCAUUUGUGUCUAUGGGUGUGACUGAAGAGGACAGAGUCCCUUACCGCCACAUACCACUGUCCCUCCUGAGUCACUGCUGGUGUCUGUUACUUUUCUCACCUUUGCAUUACAAAAGGACACAACACGGUUUUUUUUAGUCCCUGAAACUUUAUCACCACAGAUCAACUUUCUUUUUCUUUUUUUUUUAAUUAGGCUUACUGUUUAUUUUACCAGAACACUGAUCAGCUCUGGAUUAUGGUGGUGCAGGGGAUUGAACCUGGGACUUAAGAGCCUCAAGCAUGAGAGUUUCUUUGCAUAACUAUUAUGCUAUCAACCCCCAUCCACAAACCUUUUUUUAAUAUUUAUUUAUUUAUU